Molecule: messenger RNA, 1167 nt
Organism: Linnemannia hyalina
Lineage: Eukaryota; Fungi; Mortierellomycota; Mortierellomycetes; Mortierellales; Mortierellaceae
Source: the annotation of a GenBank genome assembly
AUGUCCACGUCCUUACCACCACCAACACUCUGCAGCCUCCCAGUGGACGUGCUCAUCGACAUUGCCCUCGCCUUACCCUGUCGCGAAUUUGGACGGCUCCUACAGACAAACCGAUACAUUCAUCAAACCCUCGAUACCCAUUGGGUCUGGCACCAGCGGUUCGUGAUCCGCCUGGGACAAGCCCUCUUGGCCGCCAAGCUCAAACAGGUUCAGGAGGAUGCCACUGCUUCGUCCUUGAAGGUUGAACCUACGCCUAAGACUGUGGAUGGUGAAAUCCCGGAUGAAGCGCCUAAAAGUAACCUGAGCUUGACAAGCUCUGCGACCAAGCAGCAAUUGAUGGACUGGUAUCGGCAAUAUGCCAGGACUACGAUCCCAGCAAGGGACAUGGUCAUCAUCCAUAUGAACAACAGAAACUGGUCCAUGGUGGAAGACACGGCGAGCCAGUUUGGUGAGGUGGCCCGACUGAGUUAUGUCAACUGGCUCGACGUCAGUGCGGUCUUUCAUGGCGUCCUUCCCGGACGGUACUAUGUCCAGUGGAAUUUGACUGUCAACUCUUUCACCGGCGUCAAGGACACGCUCUUUCGGGCCGUCGCCCUUCCUGGUCAUGAGAUUCCAGCGUGGGAUAAUGCACGCCCAGACACAAUCGGCUUCAUGCCCACCAGAGAAUCAUCCUUUGUCAAGGCAACAAACUCAACCACCAGGGACAAGUUCCAACCAGGUCGCAUCCUCCUCCAACUCCCCGAUCAACUCGAAGUAGGACCCGAACACCCCACAGUCUUUGUGCAGUUCAAGAACCAUGAUGAUUAUCAAGCCAAAUCUGGAAUAAUGGUCGAUUAUAUUCGUCUGGUCAGCGUUGAUGACCCUACAAAGGCGUUUAUACCCCUGCCAGUGGAUCCUCAAUGGGAAGAGAGGGAGCAAGCGGCAAAUGAUGAUGUUCAGGCCGGGAGGGAGUUUGAUCCACAACAAGCUGGUGGUGGGGGUGUAUAUAAUACGGUUGCUCAGUGGGUGACCGGAGGUACGGGAGAAACACCUGCGUGGCUUGCUCCUUCCCAGUGGGGGAACUUUCUCUGGGGCCCGAACUGGCAGGAGGCCGGAAAUGCGAAUGGUGCCGAGGAGGAGGAUUUUGGGGAGGAAGACGAAGAACUGGACGAGGAGGAGGACGAGUGA